Molecule: messenger RNA, 399 nt
Organism: Symbiodinium natans
Lineage: Eukaryota; Dinophyceae; Suessiales; Symbiodiniaceae
Source: the annotation of a GenBank genome assembly
AUGGGCGGGCGGUUACCUACAUUGGUAGAGGCCUUUGACAAGCGCAAAGCCAUGCAAAACUGGUCUCUGCUUGCGUUCGCCACGAGGCAUCCACCCGAAUUCCUGCGACGUGCUGGUGUGCAUUCUGGGCCCAGCACGGACCAUCGUCAUGACAUUCCCAGAUGUUGGGGCUUGGCUGGUGCGCAGGUCACGACUGAGACGCAGAAUGUUUUCAAGUCGGCGGGUGGGCAUCUGUUUGCCAUUGCUCCCCUGCUCGCAGGGCGCUUCGGCUUUGUUGAUGCAAGCUUCUCGGUGUCCACCUUGCAAACCUUGGGACAUGCCCCAUUACUGGCGCCUGGCGGACUUUACAGCCUGUGCUCGUGCAAAGAAGAUGUCGACAGUGGGCGUUUCGAAUUGUAG